GAGCGACUCAAGUCAAUCAAGUACAGUUCCACCAUUAGGGUUUUCGCAAAGUCUCAACAUUUUCAAUUACAAAUUCAUUCCAGGGCCUUCCCUAUGGAAGUUAUCCAAACUCGGAGAGACGAGCAAAGGUUAGCCGAGGUGAUCUCCCUCGAAGUAACGUCGAAAACAAGAUACUACUCAACACGAGCGUCGUCAGCGUCGUUGUUGUUGCCGUCGUAAAUGAUCGGUGUGACCAUCCGAGUCCGCAAUCUCACCAGUGGGUCAAGUGUACAGUACUGACAGUGAUUAUGGAAGUGACCGACUCCCAAGAGAACUUGGGCUAUUCCGUGAGUCGGUGAACUACAUUUUCGCUUACUACUUACAAUUUACUGUUCAACCUGCAGACCGAGCGUCAAUUCAUUUCCCGCUCAUCGUUCUCGCAGUAGUAAUUAAGAACACGAUUUAAUAUGGCUUGCAUCAGCGAGCUAUCACAAUCCCAAGAAUAUCUGAGCUUCCGCAGUUCGAUACCGCUACGGAAAAUUGUUGUCGACUCGGACGGCACGAAGGGAUGGAAGGUCUACGAUUCAGGGCCGAAAACUGUGAGAUGUCCAUUAAUCUGCCUUCCCCCGGUCAGCGGGACUGCGGACAUUUUUUUCAAGCAAAUUAUGGGACUGGCCGCGAAAGGAUAUCGCGUUAUCGCUGCGGAACCACCGGUAUAUUGGAACGUGAAGGAAUGGUGCGAAGGAUUCAAAAAACUCCUCGAUUAUAUGGAACUCGACAGAGUACAUUUGUUCGGAGCGUCCCUCGGUGGUUUCCUCGCGCAAAAAUUUGCAGAAGUUAAUUCUCAUUGCCCACGAGUCCAAUCCAUGGUCCUGUGUAACACCUUUACAGACACAUCUGUAUUCAGCUACAAUGAUUCUGCAGCCGUAUUUUGGAUCCUACCGUCUUUAGUACUGAAGAAAAUGGUGAUGGGAAAUUUUGCUGCUCAAAAGGCCGACCCAGAGAUCGUUGACGCCAUUGAUUUCAUGGUGGAGCGGUUGGAAAGUUUGACCCAGCCGGAGUUGGCCUCUCGCCUAACAAUGAACUGCGUCAGCUGUUAUGUCCAGCCACAAAAAAUAUCACAUCUCCCGAUAACAAUAAUUGACGUAUUCGACGAGUACGCUUUGUCGAACGUAGUCAGGGAAGAGACUUACAAAUGUUAUCCAAACGCUAAACUCGCCCACCUUAAGAGUGGUGGGAACUUUCCAUACCUUAGCCGAUCGCCAGAAGUUAAUCUACACUUGCAGAUCCAUUUGAGGCAGUUCAACGAUACCGAGUACGAUGCUGCGGAGAAAUACGGCAAGGUCUAGAUUAAUCGAAAAUUGGCAAAAUGAU
Diprion similis is the source of this 1353-nucleotide messenger RNA. Its product is annotated as maspardin-like. Lineage: Eukaryota; Metazoa; Arthropoda; Insecta; Hymenoptera; Diprionidae. The record is from RefSeq and is a predicted model, not a curated record. Bases 447 to 1328 code for a protein of 293 amino acids. The transcript is spliced from 7 exons.